Molecule: messenger RNA, 3088 nt
Organism: Cokeromyces recurvatus
Lineage: Eukaryota; Fungi; Mucoromycota; Mucoromycetes; Mucorales; Mucoraceae
Product: Hsp70 protein-domain-containing protein
Exons: 10
Coding region: 312-2939 (875 amino acids)
Biological process (GO): cellular response to hypoxia; endoplasmic reticulum unfolded protein response; negative regulation of hypoxia-induced intrinsic apoptotic signaling pathway
Cellular component (GO): endoplasmic reticulum chaperone complex
Molecular function (GO): ATP-dependent protein folding chaperone; ATP binding
Source: RefSeq, a predicted model, not a curated record
CUUCCUAUUAAACUCAUGCGCUUUAGAAGCACUCAUUAACUUGAACAUCUUAUUUAUAUGUGUUACUACAUCAUACUAUUAACGUUACAAAUGAUAGUAGAAUCUGGAUCUUGAUUUUUUACUGUAGAAAAUUUUUUUUUCUGAAUAAUAAUGAUAUUGCAUUAAAUCUCACUAAAAUGGACUUUUAAUUUUAGCGAUUGUUUUGGCCAAUGGUAUCUGGACAAGUUCAAUAGGUUUUGGAUAUAAACCUUUUUGAUUUUAUAAUUGUAUUUUUCUUUAUCCCCCCUUUAUUUUCUUUUCAAUAAAUUACAAUGACAACACGUUGGCUGUGUUUAUUUAUUUGCACAGUGGUGUUCUUAUGUACAGCAGCACAAGCGGCUGUCAUGUCAAUUGACUAUGGUACUGAAUGGUUUAAAGUUGGUCUAAUUAAACCUGGUCGUCCUUUAGAUGUUGCUUUAAACAAAGAUUCUAAGCGAAAAACACAAUCUGUCGUUACUAUUCGAAAUGAUGAACGUAUCUAUGGAAGUGAUGCCGUUAGUUUGGCUGGUAGAUUCCCUCAGUUAACAUAUUCUAAUCUAAAAAGUAUUGUUGGGAAACGCUACGACGAUCCAGUUGUUCAAGAAUUUCGUCGUCGUUAUGUUAAUGAAAUGUCUAUUGAUUCCGAAAGGAAUAUGCCCAUCUUUAUUCACAAUGGAACAACACAUUUGUCUAUUGAAGAGCUUAUUGCUUAUCAAUUCCAACAUGCUAGAAGCCAAGCUUCUGCUGCAGCUGGUGAAAACGUAAAGGAUUGUGUGAUUACUGUCACACCAUUUGCUAAUCAAUAUGAACGUCAAGCAAUUAUUGAUGCUGCUGAACUCGCUGGGUUAAAUGUCUUAACCCUUAUGCAUGAUGAAACAGCUGUUGCUCUCAAUUAUGCUGUUAGUCGUGAAAUUGGUAAGACACCAGAAAAUCAUAUCUUUUACGAUAUGGGUGCUGGUUCAACAGUUGCUUCGAUUGUCACAUUUUCAAAUGUUGAGAUAAAAGACGGUAAAAUCACUCGUACCUCUCCUCAGUUGGAAGUUAAAGGUGUUGGAUUUGAUCGUACAUUGGGUGGUCAUGAGUUUGAUGUUCGUCUUCAACAGCUUUUAAUUGCUGAAUUUAUGAAGGCAAAUAAGGAUCGUAUUAACACUGAUAUCAGAACUUCUUCAAGUGCUAUGACUCGGUUAAUGAAAGAGGCCAAUAGAGUUAAACAAAUUUUAAGCGCAAAUACUGAAACAAUGGCUUCUAUUGAAAGUCUUCAUGAAGAUUUAGAUUUUAAAGUAAAAGUAACUAGAGCCCAAUUGGAAUCCAUCUGUCAAGAUUUGAUUGCACGUGCUAAUAACCCUAUUGCAACUGCUUUGGAAGCAGCUAAUAUGACAGUAGACGAUAUUCAGUCAGUUGUUCUCGUUGGCGGUGGUGUUCGUGUACCUUCUAUUCAAAAGCAAUUGGUUGACCUUGUUGGAGCACAAAAAAUUGCAAAGAAUGUAAAUGGUGAUGAAGCUGCUGUUUUGGGUGCUGCUUUCCGUGGUGCUUCUCUUAGUAACCAAUUUAGAUUAAGUAAACAAAUUACCAUUAAAGAUGUUACACUUUUCCCAAUCGAUAUUUCUUAUAAACCUGAGAAUAAAGGCAAAGAAGCCGCAUCAGCCGUUGAUACAACUAUUGUUAGCAAAUUCGAUAGUAUUAAUAUGCGCAAAAUUAUGACAUUCAAUCGUGUUACAGAUUUCGAGUUUGGUAUGACUUAUGGAAAAAAUGCGCUUGCUGGUAUGGAUGGGAUUGCUAAGGUUAAGGUUACUGGCCUUACUGAAGCUAUGAAUAAGCAUAAAGAUGAUAUCAAAGCAACUGAAAUUCCACCCAAAGUUCGAGUUACUUUUGAAUUGUCUAAUUCUGGUAUUAUUUCUGUAACUGAAGCUUCUCUUCAUAUUGGAAAAAAAUCAUUUAAGGAUAAAGUCAAAUCUUUCUUUAGUGGAAAAGACACAAAAGACUCUAAGGCUGAGAAAAAGAUUGAAGAUGAAGUAAAUAAGCAAAAUGAAACUUCUGUUGAUGAUAAUAAAAACAAUAAUAUUACAACAACCAAUACAAAGGAGAGCAUUACUAUCGAUAAGAUUCCUUUGACAAUAGAAUAUAUUCCAGUUGAUCGUAUUCCUCUUACCGAGAAAGAUAAAGCAAUUGCCAAGAACAGAAUAAAUGAAUUAGACGCAUUGGAUACUCGUAAGAGACUUCGUGAAGAAUCCCGUAAUGCUCUUGAAACUUUUGUAUAUCGUGUUCAAGAUUUCUUAUAUAAUGAAGUAGUAGAGAUUGUUACCACUAAAAAUGACAUUGAGAAAUUUAGGGAAAGACUUUCUGAAACUUCAGACUGGCUUUAUGAUGAGGGUGAACAUGCUGAUACACCUGUUUAUGUCAGAAAGUUAAAAGAACUUCAACUUAUUGAGCAACCUAUUCAGCAUCGUGUAAAGGAGUACAAUGAACGUGAGAAUAAUAUUAACACUGUAAAAACUGUUGUUACACUUGCUCGUGAAUUUGUUAACAAGAUUCGUGGUGAAGUUGAAGAUGCUCGUUAUCAUACUGAAGAAGAACUUGAAGGUUUAUUAAUUGCUGCUGAGAAGCUUGAAAAUUGGAUGGCUGAAAAAGUGGCUGCUCAAAAGAAGUUUGCUAAUACUGAAGAUCCAGUUCUUUUAACUUCUGAUGUUUUAGUGAGAUCAAAUGGUGUUAAAGAUCAUUUGACAAAGUUGAUUACAAAGAAGAAGCCCAAGAUCACCAAAAAGACAUCUGAAGAUGAUAAUAAAAACAAUUCAGGAAAAGAAGGAGAUAACAAUAAUAACAAUACCACAGAGCAAAAUGCCUCACAAACUUCAUCAGCUGAAACAGAUGCUUCUUCUACGAAUAACGCUGAAAAUGAAGAGCACACUCAUGAUGAGCUUUAAAGGGAAGAGACACUUUUGCUAUUAUCUAUCAUAUCUAUUUAGACAUUGAAUACAUCAAUAAAGUCAAUUUUUAUAAUACAUUUAUUCCCCUUUAAUUAAAUAAAUGUAAAUAUUAUCUUAGCAUGACAAUAUCUGUCAUAAAAUUGAAA